AUGAAUAGUUUAAUUAAAUCAUUCACAAAAUUAUCAACCAAUUCAGUUGCAAUCAACAAUGUUGUUAAUAAAAGAUAUAUGAGUAAAGUUAUAGAUUCAGUUUUUAUUCCAAAAGAAAUUGGUCUCAAUCAAAGACGUCCACAACUCCCACAACCAACCAAUGCAAGAAAAUUAACCAAUAAAAGAAAUCGUCAAAUUAGACAAAACUUAAAAUUAAAAAAUCACCAAAAACCAAUCACUGAUUGGAGAUUGGCCCCACCAGCACAUUUACCAAAAUUCAACCCAGAAAAUGUUCAACCAAAGAAAGAAUACAUCACCUCUGAUAUGUUUGAGGAUACUGCUUUUGGUUAUAAACAACGUAAACAUCAAAAACUUUUAGAAAAACACCAAGAAGAAAAGAGAAUUUAUGCCGAAAUCAAACAAAAACGUUUAAAAAGACAUGUCGAAGCUAUUAAUAAAGAAUUUGAAAGAAAACAAUCAAAAAAUAAUAUAUAA
Messenger RNA from Dictyostelium purpureum, 495 nucleotides. RefSeq lists its product as uncharacterized. The transcript has a single exon. NCBI's taxonomy places the organism in Eukaryota, Evosea, Eumycetozoa, Dictyosteliales, Dictyosteliaceae. The record is from RefSeq and is a predicted model, not a curated record. The coding region runs from base 1 to 495 and encodes 164 amino acids.